Sorghum bicolor (sorghum) is the source of this 655-nucleotide messenger RNA. Its product is annotated as histone H4. NCBI's taxonomy places the organism in Eukaryota, Viridiplantae, Streptophyta, Magnoliopsida, Poales, Poaceae. The coding region runs from base 111 to 422 and encodes 103 amino acids. Gene Ontology annotation, molecular function: structural constituent of chromatin; DNA binding; protein heterodimerization activity. The record is from RefSeq and is a predicted model, not a curated record. Gene Ontology annotation, biological process: nucleosome assembly. The transcript has a single exon. Gene Ontology annotation, cellular component: nucleosome.
GUUCCCACCCCAAAUCCGCAACAACCACCCACGCAAUUCCUCCUUUUCUUUCGCUUCCUCCUAAUCCGUAUUCCAAGUUCUAGCAGCAGCGCAGCUCUCGGUUUUCGGCGAUGUCGGGGCGCGGCAAGGGCGGCAAGGGGCUUGGCAAGGGUGGCGCCAAGCGCCACCGCAAGGUGCUGCGCGACAACAUCCAGGGCAUCACCAAGCCGGCGAUCCGUAGGCUGGCGAGGAGGGGCGGCGUCAAGCGCAUCUCCGGGCUCAUCUACGAGGAGACCCGCGGCGUGCUCAAGAUCUUCCUCGAGAACGUCAUCCGUGACGCCGUCACCUACACGGAGCACGCCCGCCGCAAGACCGUCACCGCCAUGGACGUAGUCUACGCGCUCAAGCGCCAGGGCCGCACCCUCUACGGCUUCGGCGGCUAGGUCGGCCCCCCAUCUGGUGGCGAAUGACUCACGGUGAUGGCGGUGGUCGUGUUGUGUGCCUUGUCUUGUGUAGUCUGUGCUCACUGUAUCAGUGCUUUGUUCUGUGGUAGUUGUGCUAAGGGGAAUUCCGUGCUGAGGUGUUCUGAGUUUCUAGUCCAUCUGGUGUAAUCUCGUUGCUGUUAUCAAUGUAUGAAUGAAAAGAGAGAACCCUCGGUUCUAGCCUUAUGUUUCUA